AGUCAGGCAUAGCCUGUACUCCAGCUUAGUGUUCAGUCAGGCACAGACGCCCCAGCCGCUCUCCCGCUCCCUUCUCGCUGUUUUCAUUUGGACGUUUUGUUGGUGCAGAACAGAAAUAAGCAGCCAUGGACGCCAUCAAGAAGAAGAUGCAGAUGCUCAAGCUCGACAAGGAGAAUGCCUUGGACAGAGCUGAGCAGGCGGAGGGGGACAAGAAAGCGGCGGAGGACAGAAGCAAACAGUUAGAGGACGAUAUAAGAGAGUUGGAAAAGAAAUUGCGUAUAUCUGAAGACGAACGCGAUAAAGUGUUUGAGGAGUUCCAAACUGCUGAAGAAAAGUUCCUGACCGCAGAAGAAGUCGCUACCAAGCUUGAAGACGAUUUGGUAGCUCUGCAGAAGAAGCUGAAGGGAACUGAGGAUGAGUUGGACAAGUACUCCGAGGCUCUUAAAGACGCCCAGGAGAAGCUUGAGCUGGCUGAGAAGAAAGCCGCUGAUGCCGAGUCCGAUGUCGCCUCCCUUAACAGGCGUAUCCAGCUGGUUGAGGAGGAGUUGGAUCGCGCCCAGGAGCGUCUGGCCACGGCCCUGACCAAGCUGGAGGAGGCUGAGAAGGCCGCUGAUGAGAGCGAGAGAGGCAUGAAGGUCAUUGAGAACAGGGCCAUGAAGGAUGAGGAGAAGAUGGAGCUGCAGGAGAUCCAGCUGAAAGAGGCCAAGCACAUUGCUGAGGAGGCUGACCGCAAAUAUGAGGAGGUCGCCCGUAAGCUGGUCAUCAUUGAGGGAGAUCUUGAGCGUGCAGAGGAGCGCGCUGAGCUGAAUGAAGGCAAAUGCUCCGAGCUUGAGGAAGAGUUGAAAACUGUGACCAACAACCUGAAGUCACUGGAGGCCCAGGCUGAGAAGUACUCACAGAAGGAGGACAAAUACGAGGAGGAGAUCAAGGUCCUCACCGACAAGCUGAAGGAGGCUGAGACUCGUGCUGAGUUUGCUGAGAGAUCAGUAGCCAAGCUUGAGAAGACCAUUGAUGACUUGGAAGAAAAACUGUCACAAGCAAAGGAAGAGAACCUCGAUAUGCACCAGAUGCUGGACCAGACUCUAAUGGAACUGAAUAAUUUGUGAAAGCACGGUCUGACCCCACAUGCACUGUGGUUUUUGGCUUUUUGUACAUGCACCUUGCAAACCAUAAACCUCUCUCCUCAAACCUUGCCGAUGGUAGAGAUGAAACGGCUAAAUGCAUUUCCUAUUUCACCGUCCUGCCUUCAGCGGAAGUUGACCAAGGAGCAAAGCUAAGGGGAAGUAAAGCUUAACAAUUCCCUUUGAUGAGGCCUAAACCCGACAAAUAAAUGUCAUUUUUCGCAAGCCAGUUUUUAAUCUUGUAAGGAUGUCCGCGUUUUGCAAUCCUUGAGAAAGCUUUUUUUGACCAGUCAUUUGGCGGUAACAUUUGUAAGUUGAGUUUCUAUUGCAAUGUAGCUAAUCUGGUCCGUUCCAUUCCACCUAGAUUAUGCACAUACAUAUGGACAAAGUGGAGAAAUGUUGCACAUGAAUUCUGUCUAAUAUAUGCCCUCCUCCCAGAAACUUUCUUAACCAGUCUUGGUAUAACUUGGCCAUGCCUGUCAUCUUUUAAACUGGUGCUACUGCAUUGUUAAAUCAAUGCAUUGCAGUAUAUUCUUAUCCUUUAAAACCAUGGUUCAACAUUUGUCCAUCUUGUCUAUACAGUCAUUUGGUUGUGCAUUGUUUUAGCAUUGUAUUAAUGUAGAUGUGUCAUGUGAUUAUCAUAUCUGAAAUUUAUAAAUCAUGAAAAUAAAAAGGCACGUUUUGAAAGUUUU
Molecule: messenger RNA, 1813 nt
Organism: Pungitius pungitius (ninespine stickleback)
Lineage: Eukaryota; Metazoa; Chordata; Actinopteri; Perciformes; Gasterosteidae
Gene: tpm1
Product: tropomyosin 1 (alpha)
Exons: 10
Coding region: 126-1106 (326 amino acids)
Biological process (GO): muscle contraction; actin filament organization
Cellular component (GO): actin filament
Molecular function (GO): actin filament binding
Source: RefSeq, a predicted model, not a curated record